AUGAACGGCGAGAUCGCCGCCGCCAAACCGCGGUUGGCUCCCCCGGCCUCCCGAAACAACUCCGCGUUGCAGGGCGCCACUAUCGCCUUUUCCAACUCCAAAGCAUCAUCCAAUGUGGCCUCACCACCCUCUGCCGCCGCCAGAGCCGCUGUAGCUAGCACUCUGAAUCGGCAUGCCGACCGUUGCCUCGAAAUGGAGUCUGAGAAUGCGCCCGUGGUGGGCUCCGUGAGGGACAAGAUUGGCUUGUUCGCAGCCAACAACACCCUGCCGCCGCCGAGAGCCGUGUCGAGAGGACGAACUCCGCCGCCAUCCGUCGGACAGAUUGCAGCGCGUCUUGCCAUCGAGAGGUCUCCUUCGAGGGUACAGCAAGCAACGGCCGCCGUGGCUGCCGCCAAGAUCAGUGCUGCGCGCAGCGCAAGCAGAAUGCAGUCGCAAGCACCCGAAGAACGACGAGAGCUACGCUCGCCCACUCCUAUUCGACCCAGAGAUACCGCUAAAGAGAACCCCGUCAAUGCCAUGCUUCGAGAUGGCCUGGCUCUUUCCGAGCCCGAAUCAGAACCCGAAUUAUACAAGAAACCCCCGUCUCUCCCACCUCGCGCAGCAAGCGUCCGCGUCCCGGCGACCAGCCCCCAUCCCUCCGUUAGCUCUCGAAUGACCACAGUUUCUCUCGAUGAUACCAAACCGAAUCUUCCACCGCGAACCGCCCCCUCGCGGGCAUCCACGCGAAAUCCGGUCUUCACCGGCACCCCGCUCCUACGCCCUUCCACACCCAGUAUGGCUUCAGUAUCAGGGCUUUCAUACCAUAGCAGCUCGAGCGCGAAUGAACCAGGCAUGGAUGAGGAAGCUCUCUCAAACGCGAUUGUCGCAUCUUCUCUUGCAUCCGCGCGAGCAUCCCCUGCGACGAAGCUUGCCCCGCCGCCUCCUCCUUCACGACGACGAGCGCGGUCCCGGUCAAUACUACAAUUUGCACACUCUCCCAAGAGUGAUCUAUCACGGACGCCGAGUCCACCCAAGGGCAUGCCGAUGACGCUACGCGGCAUGCCGAAGGCCGAAGAAGCCGACGCCCGCCGCCGCCACAAGAUGAACCUGCUCCACAAACACCCCCACAAGCAUCAUGAAGGGGAUCGCAAACGAUGGAGGCGUGAAGUCACAGAGAAAGAGCGCAAACGCUACGAGGGCGUUUGGGCAUCUAAUAAGGGGCUGUUGAUUCCUCCUGACCGAAGGAAAACCGGAGGUGGGCCGAAUGGGGCCGAGAAAGGCCCGCCUGCGUCAGAAAUGGUGUUGAACCUGGUGGCGCGAGAGAUCUGGUCCCGCAGCCGACUGCCACCCGCCGUGUUGGCGCAGGUGUGGGAUCUGGUGGAUAGCCAGCAGAUCGGCCUUCUGACGAAAGAAGAAUUCGUGGUUGGAAUGUGGUUGAUCGACCAGCAGCUGAAAGGUCACAAACUACCCGUCAAGGUGCCUGAAACCGUGUGGGACAGUGUGCGGUAUGUGACGGGCAUUAAGCUUUCAUCCGUUGGGCCCAAGGGCUGA
This is a messenger RNA of Penicillium subrubescens, 1530 nucleotides long. RefSeq names its product protein irs4 (gene irs4). The coding region runs from base 1 to 1530 and encodes 509 amino acids. The transcript has a single exon. Lineage: Eukaryota; Fungi; Ascomycota; Eurotiomycetes; Eurotiales; Aspergillaceae. Gene Ontology annotation, molecular function: protein binding. The record is from RefSeq and is a predicted model, not a curated record.